This is a messenger RNA of Thrips palmi, 1216 nucleotides long. RefSeq names its product pro-resilin-like. Gene Ontology annotation, cellular component: extracellular matrix. The transcript has 4 exons. Bases 1 to 585 code for a protein of 194 amino acids. NCBI's taxonomy places the organism in Eukaryota, Metazoa, Arthropoda, Insecta, Thysanoptera, Thripidae. The record is from RefSeq and is a predicted model, not a curated record.
AUGUGGAACGUUGCGGUGGCAGUGAGCAGCUUGCUGGCGGCGGUCGCUCUGACCAGCGCAGAGCCCCCGAACAACCAGUACCUGCCGCCCACGUCCGGAGGACAGCAGGGCUACAACUACGACAGGCCGCCAGUGGCGUUUCCCCCCCGCCCCAGCCCGCCCGCCCCGGCACCCCGGCCGCAGCCGCAGCCCACCUACAACCCGCCCACCAACGGAGGCUACGACUACAACGCCAACGCCAACCUGCCCGGCAGCAACGGCGGGGACCACGAUGACCACCACCACCACGAGCCCGGCAUGCCCUACGACUUCAACUACGCCGUCAAGGACGACUACUACGGCACGGACUACAGCCGCAACGAGGUGUCCGACGGCGACGUCAUCCGCGGCGAGUACCGCGUGCAGCUCCCCGACGGCCGCCUGCAGAUCGUGCGCUACACGGCCGACUGGAAGAACGGCUACAACGCCGACGUGUCCUACGAGGGCGAGGCCAAGUACCCCGAGCCCAGCCUCAAGAACACCGGCUACGUCAACAACGCGCCGCAGCAACAGCCCAACAACGGCGGCUACCAGUACCGGAAGUAACUUGCCGCGGGAAUGGGGGGAAUCUAAAGUAAAGAAUUACAAACUGUUUGCUACUCUCGACCACCACCGCCACAAAUUAAGCAGCCCGUCCUGGGUCCGCCAAAGUGAUUUAAUGUUAUUGAUUUGUGUUAUUUUUUUGUCAUUCCUAAGUUUGUUUUUUUAUUCUGCCGCAUCUCAUUUUUAUCUAUUUUUUUUAUUCUCUUAAUCAUAGUGCAGAAAUUCUAUUUGUUUUAUUUUUUGUUUUUUUCCCAUUGAAAUGUGUGUGUAUGUGUGUUGUUCAAUAGUAGAGCUAAACCAAAUGGACAGUGUCUCUCUAAAAGUGGACCCAAAGAUUGUUGCUUCCCAAGGAUUCAGGGAAGCAGACACACAGCAGAAAAUGGUCUCAGCCAUUCAACUUUAUCCCAGUACCUCCUUUUCAGGAAAGCUACACCAGUUCUUAUGUUAUUAUCAAAAAGUAGUUUUGAAAAGCAAACACCCCUGUGCCACCAAGCAUUGUACAUAACCCUGAGUGAAUGAGUGAGCAAAUGAUUUCUGAAUGACAAGUGUGUGUUGGGGCUGUGAACCCAAUGUAAUGACUGUGACUUUUGUAUAAAUAUUUUAUUAUUAAUAAAAAUAAAUAAAUUGAAAUUAA